AUGCUCUCGGAAUCCGAUGAAAGCACCUAUUCGGUGCACGAGGCUCAUCGUGAUGACCGCGGCGCCGUGUCAAAGCAGGUGGGGAAUGAGACGGAGCCAGAGACGAGUUCGCCGCUGGCGCGGUACUAUCCCCUCGGGACGAAGGAGCGGCACGCCUUUGACGAGCACAUGCGCCAUCUUCGGCAGCAGGUGGCAACGGUGGAGCGGGAGCGGCAAUUCCGUGUGUCGCACCCGUUCCAGCCAAAGACCUGCUCGUCCUUUGCAACUGCCGAAGAUACAGUCACGGAUGCAGCGCUGGCCGACAGCCCAGGCCACUUAGCAUCUCCGGUGGCCUCCGGCAGCGGGUCGUCCUCGUCACCGUCGGGCGUGCGUCCAGUCUUUGAUCGCCUAGCCGCUCAGGCGGUGCAGCUGGAGAUGCGGCGACGCCACCGCGAGGAGCAGCGGCGGCGAGCCGAGGCAGCGUCUCUACGUGGUGCUUUUCAGCCCCACAUCAACCACACAGCCCCCAUCUACGCUGAGCGCCUGCAGCACCUCGACUUGGUCCCCGUGGAGGAACGACUUCUCCACUACGGCCAGUUCGUCGCUCGCGAACGUCAACGGAAGCGGGAACUCAAGGAGUUGGAGCAGACAGUGGCGUGGCAGUCUACCCAAGCAUCUCUGGUUGGUGCAGGUACCUCUCAGCUACGAGAUCCGGAGGAGCGUCACCGACAGCAAGAGGAGUUCCUGGCGCGCAAUGACCGAUUUCUAGCAGAGCGGUCGAAGCACCGCCAAUGCGCAGAGGCGGCCGCCGCUGAGGCCUUCACCUUUCAGCCCAAAAUCUCCGCCACGUCCGCCGCGCUUGACGAAGCCCGCCAGCGCUGUGCGAACGACGUUUCCGCUGGCGAACUGGGCCAGCUCCUCAAUCGCUCUGUCAACGCGCCGCUUCUUAGCAUCUCCAAGACCUCUGCCAACGCUGGGCGCCGCAGCGACGCCCUCUACGCAUUAGCGGUGACUCGGCAGCGCCAGCGGAUGGAGAAGCUGGAUUACAACAGUGCUAACAGUGGUGAGACGACUAAAGGUGUCGCCAAAGGCAAAGCUGUCGAGGACCCGAAUGUGACCCAUCAGCCGCUGACGAACCCGACGUCGGACAAGUGGAUCGCGGAAGGGGCGCACGGGGCAUUCUUCCAGGAGGGCUUCGUUCGUCGUCAGGCACUCUACGAGGAAGUGAAGCGGGAGGAGGCGGCGCUCCGUGCCACCGCCAUGCAGGAGUCAGAGCUCAGCAGUGGCAGACCUGCUACGCACAAGGUGGAUGCAAAGCAGCUGAAUCAGCGUCUCUACUACAGCGCUAAAACGGCACGCGAGGCUGCGGAGCGGCGUAGACAGGCUCUGGUGAGUGCGCGUGAGUGUCCCUUCCGCCCGCAACUGUCACCUGGAACAAAGUAUGUGCUGGAGCACAUGCCCUGCCGUGACGGCGAUAUUGUGAAGCGGCUGACGUCGCAGCGGAGCAGAGCCUCGAGCGGCGGUGCCCGCGUUGCCAUAGACAACGAUCUAUACGCUCCUGCACCGGCGCACCAGCCUUCCUUGCAAGGCCACUGUCGCCGCCCUUCACAGCAACGAAAGACGGACGUAAAGAACUCCGCUGAGGCCGUGCAGGACACCCGGCGAAGAAGAACGUCUCUGCGCACGGCGUCGCCUCGAACAGAGGCACGCGGCGAAAGUGCCGACGGGUGCGGUGACCAGCUACCAGCGCAGCAGCAGCAGCAAAGAAAGCAGCACGUCCGCACUUUGACGCUCGACGAGGUGGAGCGCUUUUAUCAGCGACAAAUCGCGGCUCUCCAGCAGCGGCAGGACUUGAUUCAAGAGCGCAGGGAGGGCAAGACGAUGGAGGAACUUGUGGAGUGCACGUUUCGGCCGCGCACCAACACAGACCGAUAUGUGGGUAUGGACAGCGGCGGGGGCGAGGGCGCGGACACUGCGGUGUCCGUGAAUCACGUCACCGGUGUCUCGGCGUUUCUUGAGCGGCAGGCCGUCGCGCGAGUGCGCAAGGCGGAGCACGACGAGCUCGUACGCACCGUGAGUCUUCUACGCCACAAGAGUGCCGGGAGCAACGGCAAAAUUUCGCGUACCACGGCCUUGAGCCCGUUCAAGUUGCAGACGGAGAUGCGCCGCCAACGAUUGCCGCGCUCCCCGCUUGAGAGCAAGCAGCAUCGUGAAGCCGCCCCCUUCUCUACGGCAGCGCUGACGACAGCUGAGCGCGCCUUGCACGAGGCGAUCGAGCAGUCGCGUCGCUUCCCGGGCGCAAGCUCGCAGGCGCCCCUCUUCCCUCUUCCCGGAUUCGCGCCUGCGAGCGAGAAUGGCGUGCACUUUGACGACCUCCGUCAUGUUGCGGCAGCGUCGAAGGACAUUGAGGAACCGACGUCGCGCGUGCCCCCUUCAACGCUGUCAACGGAGAAGAUAGGGCACGGCGAUGCAGCUGCUGUUGGGGUUGGCUAUGAUCGGCCAUCGCUCUUCUCCUUAAUCUCGCCGAAUACUUUCUCUGGUCGGAACCUGGGCUCUGCCGCUUACGACUCUGGAAACGGAAAGGGCACGCCUGUGGGACGCGACUUUGCCAGUGGCAAGCCAUCACCAUCUGCCCUGAAAGGCUCAAAGCAACGCCUCACCGCUAGCGUGAAGCGGCACCGGCGAAAUCGUUCAGUCUCCUUUGCAGAGGAGACCGCCGACGCGCCACUGGCAGGUGUGGCGCGCAGAGGUCGUAAGUCGUUCGCUGAUCCCGCCCACUUAGCGUUCCUCAGUGGAGAGCUCUGA
This is a messenger RNA of Leishmania major strain Friedlin, 2784 nucleotides long. RefSeq lists its product as hypothetical. Bases 1 to 2784 code for a protein of 927 amino acids. Lineage: Eukaryota; Euglenozoa; Kinetoplastea; Trypanosomatida; Trypanosomatidae. The record is from RefSeq and is a predicted model, not a curated record. The transcript has a single exon.